UAGGGUGGGAGGUGUGUGCGCGCGUGUGCCGCGCGGUGGGGAGCGGCGGGUCGCGCCGCCGGCUGUCAGCUAGCUCUGCGCCGCCACCCGAUGGCUCGAGGAGGCGCGCGGAACCUGCCCCGUGGGGCCGGCCGCGGGUGAGCUCCUCUGCUUGUCGCCCGUGAGCAUGUCACCUCCAGCCUCCGCGGCAGCUUUCGCCAGCAGUGUCCGCGCCCCUGCCUGCUGCAGCCGCAGCCGCUGCCUCGGGCACUGGCCCCCGGACCCCCGCCCCUGAUCCACGCCCAGACCCUAUUGCCAGAGGACCAUGGCUGGCCAGGGGGACUGCUGCGUCAAGGUGGCCGUCAGGAUUCGGCCCCAGUUGUCAAAGGAGAAGAUUGAGGGCUGUCAUAUCUGUACUUCUGUCACCCCGGGGGAGCCCCAAGUUCUGCUGGGGAAGGACAAGGCCUUCACAUAUGACUUUGUUUUCGACUUGGACACCUGGCAAGAACAGAUCUAUUCUACCUGUGUGAGCAAGCUCAUCGAGGGCUGCUUCGAAGGCUACAAUGCUACAGUGUUGGCCUAUGGGCAGACGGGGGCUGGGAAGACGUACACCAUGGGCACUGGCUUCGACACAGCGGCAUCUGAGGAGGAGCAGGGCAUCAUCCCCAGAGCCAUCACGCACCUCUUCCGGGGCAUCGCCGAGCGCAAGCGGCGAGCACAGGAGCAGGGCGUGACUGGGCCUGAGUUCAAAGUCAGCGCUCAGUUCCUGGAGCUCUACAAUGAGGAGAUCCUUGACCUGUUUGAUAGCACUCGUGACCCCGACUCCCGCCACCGCAGGUCUAACAUCAAGAUCCAUGAGGACGCUAACGGUGGCAUUUAUACCACAGGAGUCACUUCUCGCCUCAUCAACUCCCAGGAGGAGCUGAUUCAGUGCCUAAAGCAGGGCGCCCUGUCACGUACCACAGCCAGCACCCAGAUGAAUGUACAGAGCUCCCGCUCCCACGCCAUCUUCACUAUCCACUUGUGCCAGAUGCGUGUGUGCACCCAGCCCGACUUGGUAAAUGAGGCGGUGACUGGGCUUCCUGAGGGUACAGCUCCCACCAACGAGUAUGAGACACUCACUGCUAAGUUUCACUUUGUGGACCUGGCCGGCUCAGAGCGACUGAAGCGGACAGGGGCCACCGGCGAGCGGGCCAAGGAGGGGAUCUCCAUCAACUGUGGCCUGCUGGCCUUGGGCAAUGUGAUCAGCGCCUUGGGGGACCAGAGCAAGAAGGUGGUGCACGUGCCCUAUCGGGACUCCAAGCUCACCCGGCUCCUCCAGGACUCUCUUGGGGGCAACAGCCAGACCAUCAUGAUCGCCUGCGUGAGCCCCUCGGAUCGGGACUUCAUGGAGACACUCAACACUCUCAAAUAUGCCAAUCGGGCUCGCAACAUCAAGAACAAGGUGGUGGUGAACCAGGACAAGACCAGCCAGCAGAUCAGCGCGCUGAGGGCAGAGAUUGCACGCCUGCAGAUGGAACUGAUGGAAUACAAGGCGGGCAAGCGAGUGAUUGGGGAGGAUGGUGCUGAGAGCUAUAGCGACCUCUUCCGGGAGAACGCCAUGCUGCAGAAGGAGAACGGGGCGCUGCGGCUGCGGGUGAAGGCCAUGCAGGAGGCCAUUGACGCCAUCAACAAUCGUGUCACCCAUCUCAUGAGCCAGGAGGCCAACCUGCUUCUGGCCAAGGCUGGCGAUGGCAAUGAGGCCAUUGGUGCCCUGAUCCAGAACUACAUCCGGGAGAUCGAGGAGCUGCGAACAAAGCUCCUGGAGAGUGAGGCCAUGAAUGAGUCUCUCCGUCGCAGCCUCUCAAGGGCCUCAGCUCGCAGCCCCUACUCUCUGGGCUCAUCUCCGGCUGGUCCAGCCUUUGGGGGCAGCCCAGCCAGCUCCAUGGAGGAUGCUUCUGAGGUGAUUCGCAGGGCCAAGCAGGACCUGGAGCGGCUAAAGAAGAGGGAGGUCAGGCAGAGGAGGAAGAGCAGCCCAGAGAAGGAAGCCUUCAAAAAGAGGGCAAAACUCCAACAGGAGAACAGUGAGGAGACUGACGAGAAUGAGGCUGAGGAGGAGGAAGAAGAGCGAGACGAGAGUGGCUGUGAGGAGGAGGAAGGGCGUGAGGAUGAGGACGAGGACUCCGGCAGCGAGGAGAGCCUAGUGGACUCAGACUCAGACCCUGAAGAGAAGGAGGUGAACUUCCAGGCGGACCUGGCCGACCUGACGUGUGAGAUCGAGAUCAAGCAGAAGCUGAUUGACGAGCUGGAGAACAGCCAGCGGCGGCUGCAGACCCUGAAGCACCAGUAUGAGGAGAAGCUGAUCCUGCUGCAGAACAAGAUCCGAGACACGCAGCUGGAGCGUGACCGUGUGCUGCAGAACCUCAGCACCAUGGAGUGCUACACAGAGGAGAAGGCCAAUAAGAUCAAGGCGGAUUACGAGAAGAGGCUGCGGGAGAUGAACCGGGACCUGCAGAAGCUGCAGGCGGCACAGAAGGAGCAUGCUCGGCUGCUUAAGAACCAGUCACGCUAUGAGAGGGAGUUGAAGAAGCUGCAGGCCGAGGUGGCCGAGAUGAAGAAGGCCAAGGUAGCCCUGAUGAAGCAGAUGCGGGAGGAACAGCAGCGGCGGCGGCUGGUGGAGACCAAGAGGAACCGAGAGAUUGCUCAACUCAAGAAGGAGCAGCGGCGACAGGAGUUUCAGAUCCGGGCCCUGGAGUCCCAGAAGCGGCAGCAGGAAAUAGUACUGAGGAGGAAAACCCAGGAGGUUUCUGCACUGAGGCGCCUGGCCAAGCCCAUGUCGGAGCGGGUGGCAGGACGGGUAGGACCAAAGCCACCCACGCUAGAUUCAGGGGCUGAGGUGUCAGCUAGCACCACCUCAUCUGAGGCCGAAUCAGGGGCCCGCUCUGUCUCCAGCAUUGUGCGCCAGUGGAACCGCAAAAUCAACCACUUCUUGGGGGACCACCCUGCGUCCACUGUCAAUGGCAGCCGCCCCACGAGAAAGAAGUUCCAGAAGAAGGGAGCCAGCCAGAGUUUUAGCAAGGCUGCCAGGCUCAAGUGGCAGUCCCUGGAGCGGCGGAUCAUCGACAUCGUCAUGCAGAGGAUGACCAUCGUCAACCUAGAGGCCGACAUGGAGCGACUCAUCAAGAAAAGGGAGGAGCUGUUCCUCAUGCAGGAGGCACUGCGGAGAAAGCGUGAGCGGCUGCAGGCUGAGAGUCCAGAAGAAGAGAAGGGGCUGCAGGAGCUGGCCGAGGAGAUCGAGGUGCUGGCAGCCAACAUUGAUUAUAUCAACGACAGCAUUACUGACUGCCAGGCCACCAUUGUGCAGCUGGAGGAGACCAAGGAGGAGCUGGACUCCACGGACACAUCAGUGGUCAUCAGCUCCUGCUCCUUGGCUGAAGCCCGCCUCCUGCUGGACAAUUUCCUCAAGGCGUCUAUUGACAAGGGACUGCAGGUGGCACAGAAGGAGGCCCAGAUCCGGCUGCUAGAGGGACGGCUGAGGCAGACAGACAUGGCAAGCUCCUCCCAGAAUCACCUGCUCCUGGAUGCCCUGCGUGAGAAGGCCGAGGCACACCCUGAGCUGCAAGCCCUAAUCUACAAUGUCCAACAGGAGAAUGGCUAUGCUAGCACAGAUGAGGAGGUGUCAGAGUUCUCUGAGGGGAGCUUCUCCCAGUCAUUCACCAUGAAAGGCUCUACCAGCCAUGAUGACUUCAAGUUUAAGGGUGAACCCAAGCUGUCUGCCCAAAUGAAGGCUGUGUCAGCCGAGUGUCUGGGGCCCCCACUGGACAUCUCCACUAAGAACAUCACCAAGUCCCUGGCCUCCCUGGUUGAGAUUAAAGAGGAUGGAGUGAGCUUCUCCAUCCGGGAUCCCUACUACCGGGACAAGGUCUCACGAACCGUCAGCCUGCCCACCCGGGGCAGCACUUUCCCCCGGCAGUCUCGAGGAGGCACAGAGACAUCCCCUCUGACCCGGAGGAAGUCAUAUGACCGAGGGCAGCCCAUCAGGUCCACAGACGUGGGAUUCACUCCUCCAUCAUCCCCUCCCACUCGCCCCCGCAACGACCGCAAUGUCUUCUCUCGUCUCACUAGCAAUCAGAGCCAGGGGUCAGCACUCGACAAGUCUGAUGACAGCGACUCCUCUUUGUCGGAGGUCCUGAGGGGCACCAUCACCCCCGUUGGAGGAGCUAAGGGUGCACGGACAGCUCCACUGCAGUGUGUCUCUGUGGCCGAGGGCCACACCAAGCCCAUCCUCUGCCUGGAUGCCACAGACGAGUUGCUUUUCACAGGGUCCAAAGAUCGAAGCUGUAAAAUGUGGAAUUUGGUUACGGGGCAGGAGAUUGCAGCUCUGAAGGGCCACCCCAACAACGUGGUCUCCAUCAAGUACUGCAGCCACUCGGGGCUUGUGUUCUCCGUGUCCACCUCUUACAUCAAGGUUUGGGACAUCCGGGACUCAGCUAAGUGCAUUCGGACCCUCACGUCCUCAGGCCAGGUGAUCUCGGGUGAUGCCUGUGCUGCCACAUCCACACGCGCAAUCACCAGUGCCCAGGGAGAGCACCAGAUCAACCAGAUGGCCCUCAGCCCCUCGGGCACCAUGUUGUAUGUUGCCUCAGGCAAUGCCGUCCGCAUCUGGGAACUCAGCAGGUUCCAGCCAAUCGGCAAGCUGACUGGACACAUUGGCCCCGUGAUGUGCCUAACUGUUACUCAGACUGCCAGCCAGCAUGACCUGGUGGUGACUGGCUCCAAGGACCACUACGUUAAGGUGUUCCAGCUGGGUGAGUGUGUGAUGGGCACCAUUGGCCCAACCCACAACUUUGAGCCCCCACACUAUGAUGGCAUCGAGUGCCUGGCUAUCCAGGGAGACAUCCUGUUCAGUGGCUCCCGGGACAAUGGUAUCAAGAAGUGGGACCUCGAGCAACAGGAGCUCAUCCAGCAAAUCCCUAAUGCACACAAGGACUGGGUGUGUGCCCUGGCCUUUGUCCCGGGCCGCCCCAUGCUACUGAGCGCCUGCCGGGCAGGCGUCAUCAAAGUCUGGAAUGUGGACAACUUCACCCCCAUCGGUGAGAUCAAGGGCCACGACAGCCCCAUCAAUGCCAUCUGUGCCAACAGCAAGCACAUCUUCACAGCCUCCAGUGACUGCCGGGUAAAGUUGUGGAAUUACGUCCCUGGACUCACUCCCUGCCUUCCACGCCGAGUCCUGGCCAUAAAGGGCCGCGCCACCACCCUGCCCUGACUCUCCCCAUCUCUCUGUUUCCUCUCUCGUUCUUCCCCUCUUUCCUUUUCCCUGUCUUUCCCCACUUCGAUCUGAGCUGCUUCUUCACGGUAUGAGAUUAUUUUACUCUUUCUUCCUACUGUCCCUUCCUGUCCUGCCUGGCCCAGAGAGACUGCCCCGCCCAACCCUCUUCCACCCGCCCCUCUUUUGAGCAUGAGCAGUGGGACAGAGCCCAGGAGAGGGGUGCCAGGUAGCAGAGGGCAUGGUUGGGGCGGGGGACAUUCAGGCCUGGAUAAACCCAACAGCAAACAGGAAAGGCCAGAGGAUCCUGUGGGGCCUCGGAGGCCAGAGGCCCGCCCUUUGCUCAGUGCCUGCCACCCUAUGUCUGCCCUCCUGCUAUGCAGUGCCUGCCUCAGCCCAGCCCCAUGUGGGGAGGUGGGGAAAUCAGCCCAUCCUUUACUUUUGGGUGCAGGCAGCUGGGCCCACGUGGUAGAGCUAAGCAGCCCUCUCUGUCCUUCCUCCAGUGACCUGACAGUGAAGUUCUGGAGCAUACGGCGACUACCAGUGGCCAACCCUAGGAGUUAGGUCAGAGGGAUGCUACCCCUCCACCUGGCAGCCUGCACAGCAUGGAAGGGAGAUAGGCCAGCUGCACUGGGGACAAGAGGGUGUGACCCCUCUCCUGCUUUGCUUCUGCUCCCUUGGCCUUCCCGCAGGAUAUCAUCCCCUUCUCCCCUACCCUGCCUCUUGGGAGCCUCUGGUGAGAGAGAGGUUGGGGAGGGAAUUAAGCUGUGAAGCCAAAGAGCAUUAUCCGCUCUUCUCUCUCCCCCAUUAGUACCUCAGCCACCCCUUCCAGGCCACGUUGUCUCCUUCUGAGCCCGCCUGGCCCCUUCCUCCAGGCUCUCAGCCCAGGGUGAGGCCUGGCAGGGAGGAGAAGCUAACCCCAGUCCCAUCCACUCUCCCAGCCCCACCUCUGGAGCCACUACACCUGCCUCUGAGCCCAACAAGGUAGUCCUCAGGUAACCAUGGAAACCAGCUGUAGGCAGCUGGGCCUUGCGGCCACCAACAAUUCCAUGUGGGCCUCCAAUUCCCAGUGGGCCCCAACGAUUCCAUGGGGUCACUUCUGAUGUGGUCAUGGUAGAGCUACUAGGAAGGUUCCUUUGGGGACACAGUCCGGAUACUUCAAUUAUUUAAUUUAUUGUUUUAUUUUUAUGUUUUACUGUUGCCUCCUGGAAGCUGACUUGAAGUUUCUUCCCAUGUGUUCUUUCCCUCGGCUUUUGGUGGGGUGGCGGUCUGCUCCCCAGUGCUCCAGUACCACUUCCUGCAGGGGUGGGAAAUGCCCCGUCCAAUCUUUGCAGCUCCAGCCUCGCCCCAGCUCUGUCCCUGGGGACCUUUCCGUGCAGCCCUGGCCUCUCCGCUGCCCGAUGCCUCAGUGCCUUCCUCCAUCCUGGGGCCUGGCACCAUGCUGGGCAGUCUUCUGCCAGCCAUGCCUGCAGCACACGUUGUCUUCUAUUCGCGGGUCUUGUGACCACCACCCCCAGAAGGUGGGGGAGCCCUGCCUGGUCCCGUAGGAAGCAGCUAGCUGGACGGUCUACUAGAAAGCCUCAGGUGGUGAGACUGCCCUGUACUUUGCCCCGCCCUCCCAGCCAUCCUUGUUUUCAUCCCCACCAAGACAGGGAGUCUUUUCAGCUUCGUUCUCUCUGGUUAUUCUGGAAACAGGUUUUCAAGCCUUAAAAUCAGCCUGGGGCACAACCCUCCCUUUUAGGUAGGUUAGCAUGGAAAAGCAGUCCACCAGCUGUGGACUCAGCUCCAGGGAUGGGACUGAAUCAGUGUUCUUGUGCCCCCUGUUCAAACAAGUCUGAAUUUACAGGAAUGGGCCUUUGGGGGAAGGCAGCUGUAUCCUUCAUCCCCAGCUACCCCCCAAACCUGUCCAUACUGUUUUUCCAUUGCUUUACGGGACUUGUGCUUCCAAGCCUCAGUCUGGGAGUUCAGAACCCCAGCUCUGUUUGGAGGACAUGGUGACUUGUGGACUGCAGAGCUGGUGCAGUGCUUCUGCCUUCUGCUCCUCAUCCUCUGUGACCAGGGCCUGUCCAUGUGGCCCCGGGUGUGGGAGGGUCAGGCCCUAGCUAAGGCUGGGUAAGGCCUGCCUUCUUUCUUCCUGUGCCCUCCCCGGAGCUGUCCCAUGGCCAAGGACAUUGUCCUGCUUAUUGGUGGCCCUUGCUGGAUGUGAUGUUAAGUCUGGGUGAGCCAAGAAGGAUGAUGCGGCUUGAAAGCUGGUCCCCUGGAACCUGGACAGUCUGCCUGCGAUGACUGGAAGUCCUUCUUCCUCUGCCCAUCCCGCGGGUGCUGGGAAACUCCCAGCACUCAGAAGUGAUUACAACUCUCACCCUCUUCGUCCAUCCCCCGCCACACCUGAAAGGAAAGCUUUGACCUUGCAACCUGUAAGAAAGAACCUGUCUGCAUGACUGUUUACAGACUUCAGAAACACAUGAGACUUGUUCCCUGGCCCCAGGGCCAGGGCUGCCCCAGCUUGGGGCAUCUGUACUGUAGCUACAAGGCCUGUUCUUGCACAAAGUGUGGGCUUAGGACCCCGGGAGAGGUGCUCAUUGUCAUUGCCCCUUUCUGCCGUUUCUAAUGGGUCACUACCUCACGGCAGGACUGGCUCUGCUGUCCUGGCCGGUGUCAUUGACUAAACUUGAAGUCCCUUGGGAGCCCUGCGGCCAUCCUCCCUGAGCCACUCUAAGCUGCACUCGAGCACUGGCGGCCCUGCCCGCUGUUCCAGGACAUCUGAGGUACAUAGUCAGGGGCAGGCCCCCAGCUCCACUCAUUGCACAAGCAUCCUGAGUGUUGGAAGCACAAACUGGUUGUGAUUUGAGCACAGUGGCAGGGCUCCUGGCAGGCAGUGUGGGCAGACCUGGGAUCAAGAGGCCCUUCCCUGGUGUACCAUGUCCCAAUUAGACUAGGGAUUCCUGUGUCUGGGGGUGGCUGCUGCCCUUGCUCAGACCAGGCCUUGGCCUGUGGCUUGUGCCUGUACUUCUGGGACUCACUGUAUUAACUUCUGUGUCAUCCUGAGACUUGAGGCCCAGGCCACAUCUGUAUGCUGUGAGCCGGAGGGUAGAACCCUUCCUAGGCCCCACACCCCAGGCCUUUAAAUGCUUGACCACGGGCUGGAUCCCAGUCACCCUGAGCCUGAAGAGCUUGGACCCAGGCUCCCUGUCUCCUGGACCAAGCCCCUGUCCAGGCUUCCAAAGCUGAUUGGCUUCUACCUGGACACAAGGCAUCUUCCAUCCUCGCUGGCCUCGGUCCUUUUCAGCACAGUCCUGGGUCAGAACCCCACCUCAGUAUUAACCAGUUCAGUGUUUGCUUCUGUUUGAGUGACUUGACUCCUCAUGACAACCAAGAUUCUUGAAGACUUGUCUUUGAAGACUGCCAAGAAAAGAGGCAAGGCAGAGAGGCUGAGACUGGCAGAGCGCUCCCUGGAAGUAGUCAGAGGGCACCAGCAGCUGUUUGGGAAGGGACAUUCAUGGAUCUGGGAGUGGUCUCCACCCACCCAUCCUUACCCAGCUGCAGCCUUGGAACCUCUCUGCCCUCAGCUGUCUGGCCCUUUGCCCACCCCAUUACUGUGGCUUGAGUAAAGGACAAUCUAAAGCACAAAACCACGUAGGGAAGACACUGAGUUGCUGGAACUUUCUCCUGCCACCCAUAUGGUGGAAACACAGGCAGGCAGCCACUGUGAAGUCAGGACAUGAUGUCUCUCUGCCCUACCCUCUCCCAGCUCUGGGGGGAGGGGUACUGGUGGAGUUUGGACUGGGUGCAGGCACUCCCCCUGGGUUGUUCAGACCCUGACUGUGCCCGAUAUGUUCACAUGGGCAGGGCCUGCCCUGCUGGAGUGGUGAAUUCCUUCCCACUGCCUGGCCCACACCUGUGGCAUCUGUCCCUUUGCCAUCUCAAACAGGAAACUGCUUGCUGCUUUCUUUGCUGGACACAGCCUCCUACUGGUCAGUGGCCAGUGCCCUCCAAAACCUGCCUGAGCCUGGCCCUCCCCUCUAGGUUCCCAUAUCUUCAUGGCCCUCUUAUGUGCAAGAACAGAAUCUGCAGGGAAAGUUCUAUUUCUUUGGUAUCUUUAUUCUGUCCCCUAAGUCCACCCCUCUCCAGCACUUGGAUGAUCCCACGACCCCCACCACACCUUAGUUCAGUCCUUCAAAUGUGGGUCCGAGAGCCUUGCCAGAAAGUGGGAAGUAGACACUGCUCGAUGGAGAGCCAAGGGUCAAAAAGGACCCCUGGUGUGAAUUGUGCUCUUUACUAGCUGUCACCCCCUGCCCAAGCUGCAGGGCGACAUUGAGCUCAUGUGCCCCUCUGUAGUGUGGUAGCACAAGGUGUACAUAUGUUUUGUAUCUCUGCUGAUGACUGUACAUAGUGUAGGAAAGUUAUUUAAGCCUCAUGCUGUACAUUUCUGUUCCUAGAUUGGAUGUGUGUUCUAGGAAAUUGUCAUAAAUAAAACCCAAAUUACCACUGUCUGUGGAGGUAUGACCCCCAACUGCUGACCUGUGGCUGGUGUCCCUUCUUUGGGAAGUUGGUGGGGGUGGUGGAUGGGUGGAACAUGGCCUCUGGGACUGGGCCCAGUCAGAGGACAAUUUCCUAGGGCCUUGCUGAGUAGGGAGCAGAGGUUGGAGACUAUCCCAUGCUCUAGACUCGGUGUUGCCUCCUGGGGCCAGGGCAGUAUGGUAGCUGGAAGCGUGGGCACCAGCAUUUACAGAGCACCUGCUAGGGCAUUAUUCAGGGCAUUUUUAUUGAAUCGUCUCUACCCAGUGUGACAGGUGAACUGAGGAAGGUCUUAGAAAGGAAGUGAUUGUCCAGAUUCACAGCUAGCAAGAGCAGAGGCAGGAUUUGACCAGCCACUAUCCCUGUUUAUUUUCACUAACGUACUGCAUGCCUUCCCUAGGGCCUGGAGCUCACCGUGUGUGAUGCACAAGGAACGUGUCUUGUUCCCUUACUACGUACAGAGAGAAGACAGAAAUAUAAA
Molecule: messenger RNA, 10223 nt
Organism: Castor canadensis (American beaver)
Lineage: Eukaryota; Metazoa; Chordata; Mammalia; Rodentia; Castoridae
Source: RefSeq, a predicted model, not a curated record